Messenger RNA from Sesamum indicum (sesame), 816 nucleotides. The record is from RefSeq and is a predicted model, not a curated record. NCBI's taxonomy places the organism in Eukaryota, Viridiplantae, Streptophyta, Magnoliopsida, Lamiales, Pedaliaceae.
AUGGGCGUCAAGAACAAUAGCUCGACUCUCGUUUGGUUCAGUUGUUUUUUCUUAACAUUGCCUUUCAUCACUGUGAAUGCCAAUGAUCUUGAAACAGAUGACGAAACUUCCUUCUCCUACAUUGUGGGGGCUAAGACCGGACCUGAGAAUUGGGGCACUCUUAACCCAAAUUGGACACUUUGUGGAACUGGAAAAAGUCAGUCACCAGUUAAUAUCCUUGAAGUGAAGCUUAACCGUUCACUUGGUGAUCUGAAUAAAAAUUAUCAGCCAGCCGAAGCUCUACUCAGAAACACAGAGCAUAAAAUUGAGGUCAAAUGGACAGGAAAUGCGGGAGGUAUCAUAAUAAAUGGUGAUGAGUUUAAAUUGCAGCAAAGCCAUUGGCAUAUUCCUGCAGAACAUACUGUGAACGGAGUUAGAUUUGAUAUGGAGUUGCAUAUUGUUCAUGCCAACUCGGGAGGAGAUAUUGCUGUUGUUGGUAUUUUGUACAAGUUAGGACAGGCUGAUCCUUUCCUUGGACAAUUUUUACAAUAUUUGCCAUUGGCUACUCGAGAAGGAUAUCCUUUGGGGAGUGUUGAUCCAUCAAGUAUCAACAUUUCAAGCAGAGAAUAUUACAGAUAUAAUGGUUCUCUGACAACUCCUCCGUGCUCUGAAAAUGUUACUUGGACAAUAUUUAAGACGGUGAAAACAGUCUCGAUCGAGCAAAUAGAUACGCUAAAAGAUGUUAUUCAUGAUGAGAAUACAGGAAACGCAAGGCCAAUUCAACCUCUAAAUGGAAGAACUGUAUACAUCUUUGAACCAGAACCUUAUCUUCCGUGA